Messenger RNA from Melitaea cinxia (Glanville fritillary), 1694 nucleotides. RefSeq names its product aspartate aminotransferase, mitochondrial (gene Got2). The record is from RefSeq and is a predicted model, not a curated record. The coding region runs from base 148 to 1443 and encodes 431 amino acids. The transcript has 9 exons. Gene Ontology annotation, cellular component: mitochondrion. NCBI's taxonomy places the organism in Eukaryota, Metazoa, Arthropoda, Insecta, Lepidoptera, Nymphalidae. Gene Ontology annotation, molecular function: pyridoxal phosphate binding; L-aspartate:2-oxoglutarate transaminase activity. Gene Ontology annotation, biological process: biosynthetic process; L-aspartate catabolic process.
GCAAUUCUACCAUAUGCUAUUGGCAAUAUUUGUAGAAUAUUGCUAUUAUUUUAUCAAAUUGUACUCCUCAUGUUUUAAAACAAGUAGAAGAUUCAAAUUGUCCGAGUUUUAGUAUUCGUCUAGAUCAGUUCAUACAAUAUUGAGGUGAUGGCUCAAGCUUUAAAAAAAUUGUCAGUGCAAGCACUGAAGAAUAAUUAUGCUGAAGCAAUUACUACCGGCAUAUUAAGCAGAGCAAGCAGCACCUGGUGGAGUAAUGUGCAGAUGGGACCACCUGAUGUCAUCUUGGGUAUCACAGAGGCUUACAAGAGAGACACAGACUCUAAAAAAGUGAAUCUGGGCGUAGGAGCUUACAGAGAUGACCAGGGAAAACCAUUUAUACUGCCAUCAGUUAGAAAGGCAGAAGAAAUCAUUUACAAUAAAGGCCUGAACCACGAGUAUGCCCCUAUCGGAGGUGAAGCAGCCUAUACGGAUGCUGUUGCUAAACUUGCAUUUGGAGAAGACAGCCCGGUUCUCAAAAACAAGAGCAACUGCACUGUUCAGACGUUAUCUGGUACUGGGGCUCUUCGUCUAGGUCUCGAAUUUAUCACGAAGCACUAUGCUAAGAACAAGGAGAUCUGGCUGUCCACACCAACUUGGGGCAACCAUCCUCAGAUCUGCAAUACACUCAACCUUUCACACAAGAAGUACCGCUACUUCGACCCCAAGACGAAUGGUUUCGACCUCAAGGGAGCCCUCGAAGAUAUCAGUAAAAUUCCCGAGGGUUCUAUUAUUUUAUUGCACGCAUGCGCUCACAACCCAACUGGUGUAGAUCCGAAACCAGAAGAAUGGAAACAACUCUCUCAGGUGAUCAAAGACAAGAAACUGUUCCCUUUCUUCGACAUGGCGUACCAAGGGUUCGCAACCGGCAGUGUAGACAACGACGCCUUCGCUGUGCGACUAUUUGUACAGGAGGGGCACCAGGUCAUGCUGGCUCAGAGCUUCGCUAAGAAUAUGGGCCUGUACGGCGAGCGCGCGGGCGCGCUGACGUUCCUGUGCGGCGACGAGCAGGCGGCGGCGCGCGUGCUGUCGCAGGUCAAGAUCAUGAUCCGCACCAUGUACUCCAACCCGCCGCUGUUCGGCGCCCGCCUGGUGCAGGAGAUCCUCACCGACCCUCAGCUCAAGGCGCAGUGGUUGAAGGACGUGAAGCUAAUGGCCGACCGCAUCAUCGACAUGCGUACAAAGCUCCGCGCAGGUAUAGAGGGCGCUGGCAACAAGCACAGCUGGGCGCACAUCACUGAUCAGAUCGGCAUGUUCUGCUACACCGGCCUCAAGCCCGACCAGGUGGAACGUUUGACCAAGGACUUCCACAUUUACCUGACUAAAGAUGGCCGUAUCUCUGUAGCGGGAAUUUCAUCCAACAACGUCGAUUAUAUCGCCGAGGCAAUGCACAAGGUGACUUCGUAAACAUAUUGAAUAUUAAUAAAAUAUACUGCCAUAAGGAUAAACAAAAGUAUCGAUUUAUUAAUGUGUAAGUAAAACUUUGUGCACAGCAUUUAUUUAUUGCUACACGUAUGUAAUAUGCUGUAGUAGUAAUCAUUUAAAUUUUAUACCCAGAGAUUAAUUCGAAGAAUUGUUCGAUUCAAAGUCAAAAACUUAUUUAUAGAUCGUUUAAUUAUGUGAUGUGUAUCUGAAUUUAAAUAUACUAUUGUUUUCAA